AUGAGAAGCUUAAAUUUCGUGAUAUUUUUAAUAUUUUUAGUCAAAGUUGAGUCUGCAAAUAUUCUCGCGAUUUUGUCAUAUCCUGCAUACAGUCAUCAGCACUUUCAUCAUAAAGUUUUGGAAAUAUUAGCCGAACAAGGACACAAUUUGACAAUUUUUACGUCACAUCCACAUGAUUAUGGUGACAAUCCGAAUGUCACUCAACAUUCAUUUACUGAAUCAAAUAAAAUACAUAAGGAACACACAGACAUGCUGAUGUAUAAGCAGAAGAAUAUAAAUUAUGUCAAAAUGUCAAUGUUCCAUGAGUUAAAGGCACAUUUUUAUUCAGUGAGUAAAGAAAUGGAACAUCCAGAAAUUCAAAAAUUGAUCAAAAACACCUCAGACUAUCAAUUUGACUUACUGAUCGUUGAAUGCUUCAUCUGUCCAUAUUUCCUGUUUGCUGAAAUUUACGAUUGUCCAGUUGCAAUCCUCAGCGCUACAGAGAUAUCAGCUAUAAUCCAUGAAUUGUUUGGAAAUGACGCAAAUCCAUUGAAAUAUCCCGAAAGUCAAAUUCUGCCAUAUCAGCAUGGAAAAUUAACAUUUUACGAGAAAAUAGACUCUGUUAUUUACAAAACUUAUCAAGAACUGAUCUUCAACUUUGUUUACAUCUUUCUAAGUGCAAUAAUAAACUACAACCAUUUCAUACAUUUGGGUAUGAAAGCGUUUGAACCACCAUCAAAUCGCCUAUCACUUCUUAUGCUUAAUACAAAUCAUGCAGUUGGACAUGUUCGACCGAUGAUGCCACACUCAAUUCAGAUUGGAUUUACUCAUGUUGAGAAGCCAAAACCAAUAAAGGAUUUAGAAUUAAAGAAGUUCCUGGAUAUGUCAAGCAAUGGAGUAAUUAUCAAAGCUUUUGGUUCCAUGGUCAAUAUGAGAAGCUUAGGAAUUGAAAAUUUCAACAAAUUCAUGAAUGCUUUUAAUAUGACUAAUAUGAGUGUUUUAUGGAAGCUCGAUGGAAUUGAGGAUAGUGUCAAAGUGCCGAAGAAUGUGAAAAUUGUGUCAUGGCUGCCUCUAGCUGAUGUCCUGGCACAUCCAAAUGUGAAAUUGUUGAUUUUUCACGGUGGAAUAUUUUCAUUAUACGAAGCAAUUGACAGAGGAGUUCCAAUGAUUGCAUUUCCAUUGACUUAUGACCAACCUGUUAAUGCACGAAUUAUAGUUGAUAAAGGAAUUGGAAUGGAGAUGGAUUUGAAUAAUUUUGAUGAGUUUGAACUUAGUGCAGCAAUUCAAGAAAUGACAAAACCAAAAUAUAUUGCAAAUUUGAGGAAAGUGCGGUCAUUGGCAUAUGAUCAGCCUAUAAAUAAUCGAGAUCUUAUAGUGUGGCAUGUCAAUAAUGCCAUAAAGAAUCGAAUUGUUUAUGCUAAGGACUUUGGAAGUUUCAGCAUCUUUAGAUCACCAUUAAAUCAGUAUUUAGUAUAUUUAAUUGUUUUUGUAGCUUUAAUUUAUUUAGUUUUAAAAAAGAGAGUUCCAAAAAAAUGUGAAAAGUCAUUAAGACUAAAAGGCUAA
Chironomus riparius is the source of this 1542-nucleotide messenger RNA. The record is from the annotation of a GenBank genome assembly. NCBI's taxonomy places the organism in Eukaryota, Metazoa, Arthropoda, Insecta, Diptera, Chironomidae.